Plasmodium gallinaceum is the source of this 1539-nucleotide messenger RNA. RefSeq names its product M18 aspartyl aminopeptidase, putative (gene M18AAP). The coding region runs from base 1 to 1539 and encodes 512 amino acids. The record is from RefSeq and is a predicted model, not a curated record. Lineage: Eukaryota; Apicomplexa; Aconoidasida; Haemosporida; Plasmodiidae. Gene Ontology annotation, biological process: proteolysis. Gene Ontology annotation, molecular function: zinc ion binding; aminopeptidase activity. The transcript has a single exon.
AUGGAUAGAAAAGCUAGAGAAUAUGCACAAGAUUUAUUGGAAUUUAUUCGCAAUAGUGGUAGUAGUUUUUUAGCUUGUAAAAAUUUACGCGAAAAAUUAAAAAAAAAUAAUUUUAUUCAUCUAAAAGAAGGGGAAAAAUGGAAUUUAAAAACAAAUGAGGCUUAUGUCUUAUCUAAGGAAAACAGAAAUAUAUGUAGUUUUUUUAUUGGAAAAAAUUUUAAUAUGGAAAAUGGUUCUAUUUUAAUAUCUAUUGGACAUAUUGAUUCUUGUUCUCUAAAAAUUUCACCAAAUAAUAACAUAAUAAAAAGUAAAAUAAAUCAAAUAAAUGUAGAAUGUUAUGGGGCAGGAAUGUGGAAUACAUGGUUUGAUAGAGGUUUGGGAUUAUCAGGUCAAGUAGUAUAUAAAAAAGAAGAUAAGUUAAUUGAAAAAUUAAUUCAAAUUAAUAAAUCUUUAUUUUUUUUACCUAGUUUGGCUAUUCAUUUACAAAAAAGAACCAGAUUUGAUUUUUCUCCUAAUAUAAAUUAUGAAGAUCAUUUGAAGCCAAUCCUUUCUACUACAUUAUUUGAUAAUAUGGUGAAGAAAGAUACAAUGAAAAAUUCAUUAAAUGAUAUACUUAAAAAAAAUGACUCCUUAUCAGAUAAUAAAAAAAUAACAGAAGAAAAAGAAAUAGAAAAGAAAAUGAUAAAUAAUAACUCAUCUCCCUUACUUUAUAUUUUAUCGAAAGAAUUAAAUUGUAAAGAAGAAGAUAUAUUAGAUUUUGAAUUAUGUUUAAUAGAUGCACAAGACCCUUGUUUUACAGGAGCUUAUGAAGAAUUUAUUGAAGGUCCACGAUUUGAUAAUCUUGUUGGUUCUUAUUGUAUUUUUGAAGCAUUUAUUGAAUUAGUAAAUAAUAUAAAAAAUAAUGAAAAAAAUAAUAAUAGUUAUUAUGAUAACAAUUUAUAUAUAUGUAUUGGUUAUGAUCAUGAAGAAAUUGGUUCACUAAGUGAAGUUGGUGCUAAAUCAUAUUUUACCAAAAAUAUAAUUGAGAGAAUUAUUAGAUGUGUUUUUAAAAAUGAAUUAAAUAAUAAUGAAACAUCUAUAGAUGAAAUAUAUGGAAGUUUAGUUACUAGAUCAAUAUUAUUAAGCGUUGAUAUGUCUCACUGUAGUCACCCCAACUAUCCUGAAACUAUUCAAAAUAACCAUCAGUUAUAUUUCCAUGAGGGAAUAGCUAUUAAAUAUAACACAAAUAAAAAUUAUGUAACAUCUCCAUUUUAUGCUAGUUUAGUUAAAAGAACUUUUGAAUUAUUUUCAGAAAAAAAUGAACUAAUAAAACAUCAAAAUUUUAUGGUUAAAAAUGAUACUCCAUGUGGAAGUACAGUUGGUUCUAUGCUUGCUGCCAGUUUAUCUAUGCCAGGUAUAGACAUUGGAAUCCCACAACUAGCUAUGCAUUCAAUUAGAGAAAUCGCAGGAGUUCAUGAUAUUUAUUAUUUAAUAAAGGGUACUUUAGCUUUUUAUACUUAUUAUAACAAAGUAUUAUCUUGUUGUGAAAUUGAUUCAUAA